Fomitopsis serialis is the source of this 914-nucleotide messenger RNA. RefSeq lists its product as uncharacterized. The transcript has a single exon. NCBI's taxonomy places the organism in Eukaryota, Fungi, Basidiomycota, Agaricomycetes, Polyporales, Fomitopsidaceae. The record is from RefSeq and is a predicted model, not a curated record. The coding region runs from base 238 to 759 and encodes 173 amino acids.
GUGGAAGAACCUCCCCGAGUUGGAUGCGAUAUGUAGGGUCUCUCAACAGUGAUUCACGAUAGUAUGCAUUCAGCGCGUCCGCACACCUGCAAACGCAGGGUACACGCAUAACAAGACAUGUGGUCAUCCACGACAGGUCGAAGUAUGCUACAAUAUGGGGUAGAGCUACUAACACAACGGUUGUACAAAAUUGGGUAGACAAUAAUAAUCUCGAGCGGGAAACGAGUAAACGAGACCAUGUACGAAGGCAGCCUGCCAGGCAAACAUAGAGCAAGUCAACGACCAGUUCGGAUUCAUGUAGUGUUGCUUUCACCUCUGUUCCUCUUGCUUCCCUUGCGUGGUUUGCGGGACGAACUGCUCCGAGUCCUGGUAGUCUUCGUCGUUGAGCUUGUCGCAGUCACCGCCACCCUUGUUACCGCCGGAUGGAGAGUACUCGGUGUCGUCAGCAGCCAGAGCGAUAGGGGCCUUGUGAAUUGUGUGCUGCAAGGACUUCCCCAGGAAUUCCUGACGGCGUAUCUUGAUGUUCCUUCAGACCCGCCCGCGUUCGCCAUCGUGGUCCUCGAGGGGCCGCUUGCUACGGCGCUCCAUGGCACCCAAGCCAUCGUCCAAGCCCCAGUCGCGGGCACCUUGAUCGCCUACGUCGUCGUUGUAGAAUUCGAGACCGGGUGUCUGCCGUUCUUUGCACGCCUUUCUGGGCCCAACGCGAGGCGAAGUUCGGCGGUGCUGAGUGCACACGCACGAAGCUGGGCGAUGAUGUGAGGGAGCGGAUUUCGCACGUCCGGUUUUUCUUUCUCCGCGCGGUCAGUGGGAGUCAGUCUGUCAGCAGCUGCGUAGCGAGCGUUCCCGUAGUGCGCUUGUUUGGAAGAUAUACACCGAGUAUUGAUGACAGCUUCUGUCCACCUUCGCACGAAGGC